Messenger RNA from Seminavis robusta, 1537 nucleotides. Lineage: Eukaryota; Bacillariophyta; Bacillariophyceae; Naviculales; Naviculaceae. The record is from the annotation of a GenBank genome assembly.
CUGGUAUGUCAUACCGGUACCAGUACGAGUAUGGUACUGCAGUGGCGACAACUCGAUCUCCGCAGCUCCAAAGAAGGACCAGACCGCAGAGCGCUGCUCGACAACUUGACAACUGUCAGUGAGACACAACCGCAUCAAGCAACAAGCAUAUAUAAUGGAAUUCAAUGCCCCCAUCCAAAUUGUCAACGACAUGAUGAUAACCGAAAGGGAGAGGAACUGGGCCUUGGCAGUCAAAGAGGCGGUGGAGCUUUCUACCCGCAUUGACAACAUAAGUGACUUUGGUUACGCUCACCAUUGUAUCGCCGCAGGAGGCGACCUCAACAAGGCUUUGGACCAAAUUGAAGGCAUGCAAGCCUUUCGCAAGCAGUACAAUCUCUCGGAAAUCGAUCAGGAAGAUACCAUACAAAGAGGAUUGAAGGCCCUGGAUGACUUGAAUUCCAUUUGUCCGAAUUGGCUCUUGCAUGUAGACCUAGAAGAUGGUAGCCCAUGGCUGGUUUGUAAUCAAGGUCAGUUGAACCCUGGCAAGGUUUGGCAGCGCGACAAAAGCUAUGCCUCGAUUCUCCUUGUGCAAUAUUACCUUGGCUGUGCCUUGCAGCCUACUCUGCAGGCCGUUCGAGAAGGCACGACGAUACUCACGGAUGGCGAGAAAAUGUCUUGGGAGAUGAUAGACAUGAAUUACCAACAGCAGCUCUAUUUCGAGUUCGUAUUACACUUCCCGCACAAAGUGAGGAAAAUAUUGGUAUUCAAUGCCAACUGCGCGGCAGUUGCAUUUUGGAAUCUGGUCAAGCCAUUCCUCCCGCGAAAGGUUCGAAGGGUUGUGGUGCUGGACAGGCGAUUUGACGCCCUGGGGUUCCGAUCUGACGAGAUACGGUGCCUCACGGAUCUAUUUUGUCAGCCAAAUCGAGAAGAAUCCUGGAUUCGAUGCAAGCAGAGAGUGGCACAGUUGCUCGUAAUGAGGUCCUACAACAACCAGUUCUUUCGACUGUAAUCGCUGGCCCAAUCCAAACAAUCUUUUGCCAGUGGCGGCAGCAUAGAAAAGAGCUUUUCGGUGUCGCCCAACCUGUCCCCCAACCUGUCCAAGGACGUGAUUCAUUUUAUUUUGUACAUUUUAUUUUGUACAAAGAUGGAGCUUUCAUAUACAGCUGCACAAGCUUUUGCCUUUUGUCUUACGUUGGAGAUGAACCCCACGAGCCUUCACCGGUAUGUACGUAAUAUGGUUGCUGGCUUGCAUGAACCGGGUUCGACUGUGAUCUCUGCUGGAUGACCAACAAGGGCUGCGGUGAGUUGAAAAGGCCGGCGAGUGUAUCCUUGGUGGAGACUAUGGUACGAAGGAUCCGUACGGUACCAGGUACCAGAAUUUGAUCUUCCGGUCGUUGUCACAUACAUGCAUUGCUCCGGGUUGGCGAAACUCGAUACGUCAAACAUAGCUACACUUGUGUAAACAAUUCAUUUCAAGCAAACGAAUGAUCGAGACUUUGGCAAUCGGCCGAAUAGUCGAAAGUGUGGGCUUGUCGCGAAAUGUAGCUGCACUUUUUAG